Penicillium malachiteum is the source of this 1350-nucleotide messenger RNA. Its product is annotated as putative erythromycin esterase. The record is from RefSeq and is a predicted model, not a curated record. Lineage: Eukaryota; Fungi; Ascomycota; Eurotiomycetes; Eurotiales; Aspergillaceae. The transcript has a single exon. Gene Ontology annotation, biological process: response to antibiotic. Bases 1 to 1350 code for a protein of 449 amino acids.
AUGACGGAACUACAGGAGGCAUUCAACAGGGCUAUAGAGCCACUUCCAGCAAUCGAAGACGAGAGCUUUGCAGCCCACUUCGAUAGUUAUGCCGAUCGAAAUAUAGUACUGCUGGGUGACGGCAGCCAUGGCACAUCUGAAUUUUACCGUGCUCGAACCGAGAUCACAAAACGAUUCAUACAGGAACACGGAUUUACGAUGGUCGCUGUUGAAGCUGACUGGCCCGACGCUGAGGCAAUCGAUCGAUAUGUACGCAUGCGUCCUGGACCGAAAGCGGGAAUCGGGGGUUCAGCAAAAGGAUUCGAGCCGUUUAAACGGUUUCCAACUUGGAUGUGGCGCAAUCGUGAAAUGCAAGAUCUGGUGGAGUGGAUGCGGGACUGGAACAAGGAUCUCCCACCAAAUCGACGGGUCGGGUUCUAUGGACUGGAUCUUUAUAGUAUGGGAACUUCGAUUCGAGCCGUGAUUGAAUAUCUUGAUAAAGUGAAUCCUGAAGCUGGGAAAGAGGCGCGAAAACGGUAUGGGUGCUUGGAUCCGUGGGUUGAGGAUCCCACGUCAUAUGGGUUGGCUGCGCUGCAUGGAAUGGAAGACUGUGAAGCUGCAGUCAUGACCAUUCUGCGAGACCUCCUGGAGAAACGAUUGGAAUAUGUAUCGGAGAAUGUCCAAGAGGAGGAUGAAUACCUGAGUGGGAAACAGAACGCUUACCUCGUCCGCGAUGCUGAGAGGUACUAUAAGGCAAUGUAUUGGAGCUCAGCUAGCUCGUGGACCUUGAGAGAUACACACAUGUUCGAUACUCUCUGUCGUCUGAUACAGCAUCGCCCAUCUCCAGCCCACAAAGCUCUUGUAUGGGCCCAUAAUUCGCACGUUGGUGAUGCUCGAUAUACGAGCAUGGGAAUGCGACGCAGCGAAAUCAAUAUCGGCCAGUUAUGUCGUGAGAAAUUCAGUCGAGAGAAUGUCGCUAUUCUUGGCUGCGGUACCCAUACAGGAACUGUAGCUGCGGCCCAUGAAUGGGAUGAGGAUAUGCAAAUCAUGGAUGUCCGUCCUUCGCGAAGUGACAGUUGGGAAAUAAUAGCGCAUGAUUCUGGGAUUCCGAGUUUCCUCAUCGAUCUUCGAAGGGGUCGCGUUGACCCUACUCUCCGUGCUGUGUUGGCGCAAGAGCGUCGUCUUCAGCGUUUCAUCGGGGUCAUAUAUCGUCCUGAGACAGAAAGAGCCUCUCAUUAUUCUCAGGCGUUGAUUCAUAAACAAUUCGAUGGUUAUAUCUGGUUCGAUUGUACAGAAGCUGUGAAGCCUCUGGAAGUCAUCCAGCCUAAAACACCAGUUGGAAAAGAGGAAACAUACCCAUUCGGACUGUGA